CAUUUAUGAACUCACAACUAAAAUUUCUCUGCUACUAAUACUAUUUACUCAAUGUGGUCCAUUGGAAUUUACGUUUUGGCCUUACUGAUCAUACCCAUUACGUAUUGGAUUCUGCACAAAUGGAGGACUUGUCCAAGCAACGUCAAGCUCCCUCCAGGUUCUAUGGGUUUGCCUUUCAUUGGAGAGACUCUUCAGUUCUUUGUCCCCAGCAAAUCUUUAGAUAUUCACCCUUUUCUUAAAACCAGAUUACACAAAAACGGGCCUCUGUUUAAAACGAGCUUGGUUGGUCGACCUGUUGUGGUUUCAUCUGAUCCAGGGUUCAGUCAUUUUAUUCUUCAGCAAGAAGGCAAGCUGGUGGAGUUGUGGUAUAUGGACUCUUUCGUUAAGCUUGUUGGUUUGAGUGGCUCUGUUAAAGAUGGUUCGUGCAUUAUUGCUGGAUACAUUCAUAAACGUCUGAAGAAAUUGGUUUUAGAUCAGUUUGGUCCUCUGAACCUGAAAGAGAAACUUCUUCCUGAGGUUGAAGAACUGGUCAAUCGAGCUCUGUCUAAUUGGAGAAGCCAGAGUUUUGUUGAAGUGAAGCAGGCUUGUGCAGUGAUGAUAAUGAAUUUCACUCUUAGGGAGAUGUAUGGUUAUGAUCCUGAGAAACAUGGGGAGAUUAUGGCCGAAGAAUUUACAGAUUUCUUUGAAGGGCUUAUGUCUUUGCCAAUAAAUAUCCCAGGCACCACUUACCAUAAGUGCUUACAGAAGCAGAAGAGUUCAUUGAAGAUGAUGAGGAAAUUGAUCGAGGAACGACAGGCAUCGUCCGAAGCUGAAGCUAGAAGAGGGGACUUGCUGGAUCUUAUUGUGGAUGACAUGAAAACAAAUAAAUUAUUAACAUAUGAUCUAAUGUCAUACAUGAUGUUCGGCCUUUUACUUGCAACAUUUGAGACAAUCUCCACCACUGUCACUUUGAUAAUGAUGCUACUCACAGAACACCCUUUAGUUGUGCAAGAGUUAGAGAAGGAAAACCAGGAAAUUCUUCAAAGCAGAGAAAAUAUAGGAAGUAAAGUGACAUGGAAGGAAUUUAGAUCAAUGACUUUUACACUGCAGGUCAUCAAUGAAUCACUUAGAAUGGGUAAUUUUGUACCAGGGUUCUUAAGAAGAGCAAUCAAAGAUAUUCACAUAAAUGGAUAUACAAUUCCGGAAGGCUGGACAAUAAUGGUGGUUCCAUCAGCUAUUCACUUGAACCCAGAAAAAUAUAAUGACCCUCUUGCAUUCAAUCCAUGGAGAUGGAAGGAUUUGGCAGCAAAUGUCACAGCGAAAAAUUUCAUCCCUUUUGGUGGAGGAGUGAGGUUAUGCCCUGGAGUUGAGUUCAGCAAAGUGUUGAUUGCAGUAUUUCUCCACGUCUUGGUCACAAAAUACAGCUGGUCUAAAGUGAAGCAUGGAGAAAUUGUUCGAGCACCAAUCAUGGGAUUUGGAAAAGGUUAUUACAUUAAGUUAGCAGAAAAGCUAAAAUGAUCAUGACACAGGGUGCAUAGACCUUACGAUAUGUAUAAUGUUCAUUAUCUUCGGUGCCACAACUUGGUUUUGGUCCUCAAUGGAA
Pistacia vera is the source of this 1582-nucleotide messenger RNA. RefSeq names its product cytochrome P450 87A3-like. The transcript is spliced from 9 exons. The record is from RefSeq and is a predicted model, not a curated record. NCBI's taxonomy places the organism in Eukaryota, Viridiplantae, Streptophyta, Magnoliopsida, Sapindales, Anacardiaceae. Gene Ontology annotation, molecular function: monooxygenase activity; iron ion binding; heme binding. Gene Ontology annotation, biological process: sterol metabolic process. The coding region runs from base 52 to 1497 and encodes 481 amino acids.